Molecule: messenger RNA, 335 nt
Organism: Staurois parvus
Lineage: Eukaryota; Metazoa; Chordata; Amphibia; Anura; Ranidae
Source: the annotation of a GenBank genome assembly
UGAUUUUGCAUUUCUGGGGAGGAGAAUUGUAUGCAAACAAUACAGUUCUCCUCCCUGUCAGCUUGUGCACACUGCUUUGGAUGGCUGUGCGCAGCACAGCCAUCCAAAGCAGUUUGAUUACAGUGAAGCACAGACACACAGACACAAGUAAAACAGCACACAGCUCACAGGUAACUCUUUGAUCGCCCUUCAUGUUAACCCCUUCCUGCCCAGUGCCAUUAAUACAGUGUCAAUGCUUUCUAUUAGCACUGAUCACUGUAUUGGUGUCACUGGGGAUGUCAAUGACACCAAGUCAGUUCUCCCCAGUGUCAGAAUGCCUGCUGCAGUCCCGCUAC